Molecule: messenger RNA, 363 nt
Organism: Fomitopsis serialis
Lineage: Eukaryota; Fungi; Basidiomycota; Agaricomycetes; Polyporales; Fomitopsidaceae
Exons: 1
Source: RefSeq, a predicted model, not a curated record
AUGUCCACGGCACUGGCCUCACCAGACCUUUGGGCUAUAGGUCCCAUCUCGUCACCACGCCUGCAUUGGGGAGCCCGUCGUGGCCGCUCUGAGCAUCGCUGCCCGACGUGCAAGAUUGCUCUGCUUACCGGUGAAGACGCCGGUUUUUGUUGUGGACCGGGAGGAAAAUAUUUCAGCGACGUCUCACCACUGCCACCACUGCCACUUGAGUUCACACCUCUCCUCACCCAUCCUGGCAUCUCAGCGGCUUCACGGUCUCUGAAUCUCAUCUUCUCAUUCGCAUCCCUCGAGACCACUGCACAAUUUCCGUCCACAAAUGGCCCACCAGGCUUCAUGGCCAUCCAGGGGAAAAUCUACCAUCGC